This is a messenger RNA of Cryptomeria japonica (Japanese cedar), 941 nucleotides long. RefSeq names its product small ribosomal subunit protein uS13z/uS13y/uS13x. Gene Ontology annotation, cellular component: ribosome; small ribosomal subunit; cytosol. The record is from RefSeq and is a predicted model, not a curated record. Lineage: Eukaryota; Viridiplantae; Streptophyta; Pinopsida; Cupressales; Cupressaceae. Gene Ontology annotation, biological process: translation. Gene Ontology annotation, molecular function: structural constituent of ribosome; RNA binding. The transcript is spliced from 4 exons. Bases 254 to 712 code for a protein of 152 amino acids.
UUCUUUCAAUGUAAUUGAAAACUAUAAAACCAAGGGUAUUAUCUAUUAACAACUGUUGGGUGAUAUCCAAAGUUUAUUAAUAAAUUAAUUAAAAAAGGGUUUAUUAAUAAAAAAAACCUAAGUAAGGUCUUCCUUAUUAACAGAUCUAGGGUUUCCGCGAGGGUUUUAACAGCUGAAGUCCUUCGUGAGCAGAGGUUCUGGAUUACCGUAACAAGCUCAUCCGCCAUUCUUUGCUUGAGCAAUUUCUUCGAAAAUGUCACUUAUAGCGAACGAAGAGUUUCAGCACAUUCUUCGUGUGCUGAACACCAAUGUUGAUGGGCGACAGAAGAUUAUGUUUGCUCUGACUUCCAUCAAGGGUAUUGGUCGCCGUUUCGCUAACAUAGUCUGCAAGAAGGCCGAUGUUGAUAUGAGUAAAAGGGCUGGAGAGCUGUCAGCACAGGAAUUGGAAAAUCUUAUGGUAAUAGUGGCGAAUCCUAGACAGUUCAAGAUCCCAGACUGGUUUCUUAACAGAAAGAAGGACCACAAGGACGGGCGUUUCUCUCAGGUGGUUUCCAAUGCCCUCGACAUGAAGCUCAGAGAUGAUUUGGAACGUCUCAAGAAGAUCAGGAAUCACCGUGGUUUAAGACAUUACUGGGGCCUUCGAGUGCGUGGACAACACACAAAGACCACUGGUCGUAGGGGAAAGACUGUUGGUGUCUCAAAGAAGCGUUGAUUAAUUAUUUUCAGGGAGAACGUUGUUCUGCUUGGGUGUUAUCUUUAAUGAUAUUUUAUAGGUAUUUUUAAAUAUAAACAUUUUUGAGAAGUAUCAUAAUGUGCCAACAAUGCCAUUAAAUUUUUGAGCUUUGACUAAAGCGAGGUAUUUGGAUAUUUUUCUUUGGUCAGUUUAAUGUGAAUUGUAUUUCUGCAUUCGGUCAAUAGAUAUGGUUCGAAUUUUAAUUGUU